UCCCAUUUCCAAAAUCAAUUUGGAAAUUCUAGAUUUGGCUCAUAAAAUUUAUAAUUUCUUUCCUCCAAUUUAUUUCUGUGAUUUUGACUUUAAAUCUCACACGUUCAUAUACUACCACACCUCUUCCUCUUUCUCCUGCCUUUUUCCGCACAAAAAUUCCCACACAGAAAAUACCCAAAAAUAAAAUUAAAAAUACAAAAAAAAAUUCUGGGGGUUGCUUCCGUUGGAUCUUCCUGAAACUCGGAGAUCAGAUCACACCAGCAGAAAAGAGGAGAGAGAAACCCAGAAAGAAAGAAGAGAAAUUUCACUGUUAAUUGUUCUGCCCCCAUUACAUUACAUUACAUGACUCUUCACUAUUUCUUCCUUACCCAACUGUUUUCCUCUCUCCAUUUUUCACGCUUUUAGCAUUGUAAAACCCAAAUUCCCGAUUUCAAGGAAAAGGGUAGAGUGAAGCAGAGAUUACUACUCUUUGAUCUGCCCACAGUUUGAGGAAAAUCCGCGUUUUUUUGGAGGAUUCCUGAAUUGGUAGUAUCUGAUCUGGAUAAGUGUACCUGAACAUACUGUUUUCUGGCAGUAGCACUUGAUACAAAUGUGUUGCCAGGAGACAGAUGAAUAUUCCUAAAUUCUAAGAAAACCAUGGUUUUUAGCAAAAUCUCAGAAAUCAUAUCAUCUGCAACAAAUCGUCCAUCCAUGCGGCACUCUUCCUCCAUACCAUACAUCCAAGCUGGAUUAUCACCUCCAAAAGGUUCUGCCAAUGGAUUUAGCUUUAGCAGCACUGGGCAGAUGAACAACAUGAGGCUGUCUUCAUCAUUACAAGAUUUUUCUCAAUAUCGUCGAGUAGAUCCCGAAGGUGGCGAACAAAAUGGUGGGAUUGAUGUCAUCAAUGCGAAGCCUCCUCAUCCAUUUCGUAAAGAUGUUUCCAGCCCUAGUUUCUCGAAGGAUAAAGUGCCUCAAGUCAUUCCAUUUACACGUAAGAAAUGGACUAGAAUAUUGAUGAGCCUCCUUUGCCUUCUUUUCUUUGGUUUCCUUUUGUUUAUACUUGGUCAAUUUCUUUAUUCUUUGUGGUCUGGUGGACCUUCCAAGUUCUAUGUUGUGCUUGAUUGUGGGAGCACUGGGACUCGGGUAUACAUAUAUGAAGCGUCUGUUGCUCACAAGAAAAAUGGUAAUCUUCCCAUUGUUUUGACAUCAUAUUCUGGGGGACUUAGAAAGCCAAAGGGACAGAGUGGACGAGCUUAUAACCGUAUGGAGACUGAGCCGGGGCUUGAUAAAUUGGUACGUAACUCAAGUGGUUUGAAGACUGCAAUAAAGCCACUUCUACGGUGGGCAGAGAAGCAGAUCCCAAAGAAUUCGCAUAAGACUACUCCCCUUUUCCUUUAUGCUACUGCUGGUGUCCGUAGGCUGCCAACACCCGACUCUGAUUGGCUUCUUAAUCAUGCCUGGUCUAUACUGAAAAAUUCCCCUUUUGUGUCUCAAAGGGAAUGGAUUAAAAUUAUCAGUGGCAUGGAGGAAGCUUAUUAUGGCUGGAUAGCUCUGAAUUAUGAAACAGGUGUCCUAGGGGCCAUUCCAAAGAAGCCUACUUUUGGUGCCCUUGACUUAGGUGGUUCAUCACUGCAAGUAACAUUUGAAGGCAAGGAACCUGUUCAGAACAAAACUAACUUAAACCUGAGCAUUGGACCAGUGAAUCAUCAUCUCAGUGCCUAUUCUCUGUCAGGGUAUGGAUUGAAUGAUGCCUUUGACAAAUCUGUUGUUCAUCUUCUUAAAGGGAUGCCAAAAGUGAGUAUGGAAGAUUUAGUUCAUGGAAAUGUUGAAAUUAAGCAUCCUUGCUUACAAUCUGGAUAUAAAAGUGAAUACUUCUGCUCCCAAUGUGCUUCCCUAAACCCUGAGGCUGGGAGUCCUCGUUAUAGAGAGAAAGACCUUGGCAAAGGAGGCAAACCUGGAGUGCCUGUUUGGCUCAUUGGCUCUCCAAAUUGGGCAGAGUGCAGUGCAGUUGCAAAGGUCGCUGUCAAUUUGUCAGAAUGGUCUGAUUUUAGCCCCGGAAUUGAUUGUGAAGUGCAACCAUGUGCUCUGUCUGAAGACCUUCCACAUCCCCGUGGUCAGUUUUUUGCAAUGUCUGGUUUCUUUGUUGUCUACCGUUUUUUUAACUUGAGUUCAGAAGCAACCCUUGAUGAUGUAUUAGAGAAGGGGCACCAGUAUUGUGGUAAAACUUGGGACGUUGCAUAUAAAAGUGUUCCUCCGCAACCCUUCAUUGAACAGUACUGCUUUAGGGCACCCUACAUAGUUUCAUUGUUGAGGGAAGGCUUGCACAUAACUGAUGGCCAGAUCAUGAUUGCUUCUGGUGGUACCACAUGGACACAAGGAGUUGCCCUAGUUGAAGCUGGGAAGGCAUUUGCAACGAGAACAGAGAUUCACACACUUCAGCUGUUUGAAAUGAAGAUAGAUCCUGUCAUAAUUUUUGUUAUUCUGUUGAUAUCAUCAAUUUUGUUGGUUUGCGCAUUGUCGUGUGCUGGAAAUUGGCUGCCUAGAUUUUUCCGCAGAGCACAUCUUCCUAUCUUCCGGCAUAAUAGUGCACCAGCAACAGUGCUCAAUAUUACAUCACCUUUCCGGUUCCAGCGUUGGAGCCCUAUAAGUUCAGGGGAUGCAAGAGUGAAAAUGCCACUGAGUCCAACAGCUGUUGGUGAUCAAGAAAGAUCGCUUGGCAUUGGACAAUGGUUUGGUGGAAGCAACAUUCAGCUCAGUGAUUCUUCUCUAUAUUCAGCAGUCAGUGGAGUUUCACACAGUCCUUCAUCAGGUAGUUUAGGACAAAUGCAAUUUGACAACAAUGGCAUGGGUGCCAUGUGGAGUCCUCAUAGAAGUCAAAUGCGUCUCCAAAGUAGAAGGUCAGCAUCCCGAGAGGAUCUAAUGUCUUCUGUUGCCGAUGGGGUGGUGAAGGUUUAGAUCUCCAGAAAUCCUGAAAUAUAUCUGCCGAACUAUUCAUGACCGGAGCACUGGAUAAUAUUGUCAUUAAGUUCAUCCAAAGAGGAGAAUUCUCGAUACUAGAGACUUUAGAGAGGCACGUGCCCAAGCUACUUGGACUCUAAACUGAGUAUUUGGAGAGAGCAUCAAGUACCACUCCUUUGAAACUGGCAACAAAGCCCCUUACCUGUAAAUUAUUACACAUUUUACCAGAGGCAGCAGCAGCAGCAGCGCUUACGGAGGAAGCUGAAAAUGAUCUCUAGAUUUUGUUGCUCUAACACCAUCCAUUUCCCCUGAAUGUGCUGUAACGGUUAUUUUACUGUAAUCAUCUAGGUGACCCUGCUGGUCACCAAUUGAAUUUUGUCGAUGUUGAAAAUACUGAUUUCCCAGAUGAUUCUUUCUGGUGAUCUGAUGGGAGUAAAUAUAGAACAAAUAUACUUGCUAUUCAACAUGUCUCUGACUAUAGUGUUGUACACCGUCUGUUCUGCCCGGUUCAAGAAGCAAUAUUAGAGCUGGAAUUUUCACAUUUUUUAACCAGCCAUUGAAGGGAGAAACAGCAGGAAUCGACCUGUGUAGUUUUGCUGGAGUUUCGAGUUUUCAGCUGCGUAUUAUGUGCAAACAUAUUAAAAUUAGAAUAAACUCAUUUAAGAUCUC
Messenger RNA from Spinacia oleracea (spinach), 3606 nucleotides. Its product is annotated as probable apyrase 7. The record is from RefSeq and is a predicted model, not a curated record. The transcript has 4 exons. NCBI's taxonomy places the organism in Eukaryota, Viridiplantae, Streptophyta, Magnoliopsida, Caryophyllales, Amaranthaceae. Gene Ontology annotation, biological process: nucleoside diphosphate catabolic process. The coding region runs from base 637 to 2934 and encodes 765 amino acids. Gene Ontology annotation, molecular function: nucleoside diphosphate phosphatase activity. Gene Ontology annotation, cellular component: membrane.